Molecule: messenger RNA, 375 nt
Organism: Trichobilharzia regenti
Lineage: Eukaryota; Metazoa; Platyhelminthes; Trematoda; Strigeidida; Schistosomatidae
Source: the annotation of a GenBank genome assembly
AUGGUAUUUAUUCUACCUAAAACUUUAUCAUAUUUUAUUCAUACAAAUGUAAUUGCCUAUCCAGUUAAUUAUGAUACAACCGAAAAUGAAUAUCGAUCGAUGCCUUAUCAUCAAGUAUCUUCAAGUCCUUUAAGCCGCCGAAUUCAACAUUACUAUGAUUCAUUUGACAGUCCAUAUUCACAUGAUGUAAUCAUGACAUAUCCCAGCAGAACAAUUCAUAAGCACAUUGGAGAUGUUGGUUUUGAAAAUAAACGAGCAUUUUUUGGCGCAUAUCCCGAAGGUUCUCCAUCAUUCUCAUUUAAUGGUGAUAUGCGUUUAUUAUCAGAAAUGCAACUUAUGAAGGCAAAUGCUAAUCACCUAAGAGAUAUUGGGUAA